Messenger RNA from Suillus paluster, 1119 nucleotides. Its product is annotated as homoserine dehydrogenase-domain-containing protein. The record is from RefSeq and is a predicted model, not a curated record. Gene Ontology annotation, biological process: aspartate family amino acid biosynthetic process; L-homoserine biosynthetic process. NCBI's taxonomy places the organism in Eukaryota, Fungi, Basidiomycota, Agaricomycetes, Boletales, Suillaceae. The transcript has 6 exons. Bases 1 to 1119 code for a protein of 372 amino acids. Gene Ontology annotation, molecular function: homoserine dehydrogenase activity; NADP binding; aspartate kinase activity.
AUGCAAACACGCUGGUCAGUAAACCUCUGUGAUCGUACACGCAUUUCCUAUUCUUACACCACUGACGCACAGAAAAUGGAACCCGGAAAGCACCUACACGUCGCCGUCGUAGGCGUCGGCGGGGUCGGGACCCAAGUUGUCCAACAGAUGAUUGCGAACCCGAUCUACGGGUUCCAACUCGUAGCACUCACCUCCUCCAAACGCAUGCUCACGUGCACCAAAGACGUCUGCAUCAACCCCGUAACAUGGAAAGACGCCCUCAAGGCCAGCGAAACGCCCGUCGACCUCCCCGCGCUCAAAAACACGCUGCAAGAGCUGGUGAAGCAGGGCGAAAAGGCUUUGUUCAUCGAUAAUACGUCUUCGCAGGAUGUUGCGGAGAUGUACCCUGAGUUGUUGAGUGCGGGGAUUAAUGUGAUCACGCCGAAUAAGAAGGCGUUUUCGGGGGAUGUAGGGUUGUAUAAGGGUAUUGUAGAGGCGAGUAGGAGUGGGAGGUAUUUGCAUGAGUCGACGGUGGGUGCUGGGUUGCCUAUCAUAUCGACGUUGAGGGAUCUGGUGGAGACGGGGGAUAAAGUGGUCAAGAUCGAGGGUGUGUUCUCAGGGACCAUGAGUUAUAUUUUCAACAACUUUUCCUCGGUGGAAGGAAGCGACGAAAGCUUCUCCUCGAUAGUCAAAGGAGCCCGAGCACAGGGAUACACGGAACCCAACCCGGCAGAUGAUCUGAAUGGCGCAGACGUCGCUCGGAAAUUGACCAUCCUCGCGCGUAUCAUUCCAGAGAUGAAGGACGAGCAAGGAAAUUUCCCGCUUUUGCACUGGGUACCAGUCUGUGGAGACCACUUCCUUGAUCCAGGACGCCCCUGCGAGCGCUAUUUCCAACGGGGACGAGCUUCGAAGGAGGGCAGUGUCCUCCGCUACGUCGGCGUUGUCGAUGUGAAAAAUAAAAUCGUAAAAGCCGAGUUGGCGAAGUGCUUCGCAACCUCGUUGGGAGGAUCGGACAAUAUUAUUAUGUUCCACACCGAACGCUACGGGAAAAGACCCCUCAUUGUCCAAGGCGCUGGCGCUGGCAAUGAUGUCACGGCUAUAGGCGUCAUGAGCGAUGUUCUGAAGUUGAUUAGGCCAUAG